AUGCAAGAGGAUAUACAAUUAUCUGAGUAUUUUGAUGUAAAGUCCACGCGGCAUAGCGGGCGUACGUGCUUCGCUAACCAGGACUUAAAGAAAGGAAUGACGGUUCUACAACUUCAAAGGGCAAUCGGGUCAACUAUAUGUUAUGGAUUCAGAAAGGAAGUAUGCCAUUACUGUUUUCACUACGAUCAUGGAAAGACGAUGAAGAUUAGGGUUAACUCUGAGCAGGCUGAAAAGCUGGGCAUGAAAGUUCACAGGACGUUUACCGGAGCUGGUAUGUGGUUUUGUAAUGAGCUGUGUAGAGACGAAUUUUUAAGUACGAAGCACAUAAGUGACUUGCUAGAAGUGUUUGAGGCAAUAUCCAGUAGUUUACAGAGAUGCAAACGGAACAAAAAGGUUAUGGUGGAGGAAGGGACGGUAGACGGCGGGGAUAUUAUUACUUCUUCGAGUAUUGAGAGGGCUUGGGAUAAGGUAGAAAAGAAAUGGAUACCGCAGAUCAACGGCGUAAAAUUACCUGCUAGACUGGAGGCGAUGAAGGUGGUUCUAGAUGAGGAACAUUACUCUUGUGCCCGGUUUGUGGCGGAAUGCUUAUUUAAAUUAAAACAUAUGGAGCGGGAUUCACCAAUGUAUAAAUCUUUUAUGAAUCUUCAGUCUAAUGAACUGCAGAAAAUAUGUGAAUUCCCAGUGUUACUGAAGUUCCAAACGGAAGUUUAUAUGUUCUUGUAUGUCACUUUGCCUGAAAACUUGAAGUCUCUAAUGACUCGGGAGUUGUUUAGAAAGAUAUUGGGAAGCGAGUAUGGGAAUUCCUUUGGAAUAUGGCAAGAAAAUGAAGCAUUUGAUAAUCGAGAAUAUCUAGGCUAUUGGAUGCUUCCAGAGGGGUCAUUUUUCAAUCAUUCUUGUGCACCUAAUUUGUCAAAAAAACGUAUCGGAAAUGUAAUGAACUUUGUGCUAAACAAGGAUGUAAAGAUGGGAGACGAACUGUGCAUAGAUUACAAGGGUAUACUGGAUCUUCCAAUACAUCAACGUCGUAAAAUUUUGAAAACAAAUUGGUUUUUCGAAUGCCAAUGUAGUAGGUGUAGCCUAGAGUUGCAAUCGAUCCAUUAA
Eremothecium cymbalariae DBVPG#7215 is the source of this 1101-nucleotide messenger RNA. RefSeq names its product Set6p (gene SET6). NCBI's taxonomy places the organism in Eukaryota, Fungi, Ascomycota, Saccharomycetes, Saccharomycetales, Saccharomycetaceae. The coding region runs from base 1 to 1101 and encodes 366 amino acids. The transcript has a single exon. Gene Ontology annotation, cellular component: nucleus. Gene Ontology annotation, molecular function: protein binding. The record is from RefSeq and is a predicted model, not a curated record.